AUGACUAUGAAGAGUGGAAAAUCCUCGCGGCAGAUGUUCACCCCUGAAGAAGAUAUGCGUUUGAAAAAUAUUAUUACUGAAUACCAAUCUAACAACAAGAUUUUAGACUGGAAUCAAAUUUCUAUGCAAAUGGGGACAAAAAACGCCCGACAGUGUAAAGAUAGAUGGAUUUACUAUCUAGAUGAUAAUGUUGACAGAUCUCCAUUUACACCAUAUGAAAAUUAUAUGCUUUUAUGGUCAAUCAAUAAACUUGGUAAAAAAUGGACUCAAAUAUCACAAUUAUUUCCAAAAAGAACAGAUGUAUCAAUUAAAGCACAAUAUAAAAAAUUAAUUAGAAGAGAUGCAACUCUCGAAAAUGUUUUUAAAAUAAGUAAUGCAAAAUACUACAAACAUCCAAAGAAAAAAGAAGAGCUUCCAAAACAAGAACAUCAAGAAGAUAUUCAAGCCCAAAAAUCGGUUGAUAUUAUUGAACCAGAGAUUGAUGAUUAA
This is a messenger RNA of Trichomonas vaginalis G3, 489 nucleotides long. RefSeq names its product RNA polymerase II transcription regulator recruiting protein. Gene Ontology annotation, biological process: regulation of DNA-templated transcription. The transcript has a single exon. The coding region runs from base 1 to 489 and encodes 162 amino acids. Lineage: Eukaryota; Parabasalia; Trichomonadida; Trichomonadidae. Gene Ontology annotation, molecular function: RNA polymerase II cis-regulatory region sequence-specific DNA binding; DNA-binding transcription factor activity, RNA polymerase II-specific. Gene Ontology annotation, cellular component: nucleus. The record is from RefSeq and is a predicted model, not a curated record.